AUGGAGUUACCUGAAGCUAUGGUAAUGGAGGGUCUGUUGCGGCUGCCAUUGAAGUGUCUCUGCAGAUACAUGUGUGUCUCAAAGACCUGGUGCUCAAUCAUCUCUGGAAUUAAUAAACUGCAUAUCGUUCACAACUUAAGCAUCGUCAUCUCCAAUUUCGGUUGUUCAACUUGGAGUUCCUUGUUCCAAUCGAGGCUCGGUCUUACUAUCCCUCCUCCUCCUCCUCCUCCUUUUAUCAAGCAACAGUUGGGUGGUGGUGAGUAUGAUUCUGCAGAAAUUGGAUUCACACAAGUUAUCAAUGGCCUCUUAUGUUUCUACACUCCAGCCCCAGCUGGUGAUCUUACUCUCUGCAAUUACUACACUUUUGAAACAAGGAAGCUCCCGCUCCCUAGGUUUUACCGCUGGACACAUAAAAGUCAAUUCUAUUUAGGAUUUGAUCCCUUGACUGGCUCCUACAAGCUGCUUAGCCUUGGUUGCCUUCGCGAUCAUGAUGUUCUUAUUUACCGAGAGAUUCUUACCCUAGGAGGAGUGAACGACGAGGAGGACAUCACUGUCGGUACUUGGAUAAAAAUGUGCCCUGUUGGUUUUCUACCAGGGAUAGAUGUGUUGUCCACACCAAGUGUUUGCAUUAACCAAUUUCUGUAUUGGUUGGUUGAAUGCAAGGACAAUACCCGGAAAAUACUGGCAUUUAACCUUACCGCACAUCAUUUAUAUGAUAUCCCCCUCCCUAAACAUCUUACAGGUUUUGAUCAACUUACAGAUUUAUCAACAGCCAGAAUUGUGAACUUCAACGGAUGUUUGGCGGUGGGAUGCCUGGAGAAUGCUAGGGCGGAUGCAGUUACAUUGAAUUUCUGGGAAUGGAAUAGCCGGCGUUGCUGGAUUCAAUAUUCCAUAACCUUACCUGAAGAAAUAGUCAGUUGUAAUAGAGAGAGCUGGUGCAGUGUUGGUAACCUUCCAACAGGUGAGAUACUGCUGACUAAUCCUAAAGCUAAUGAUGAUUCUGAUUUCACCCCUAUUUAUUCUUGUGAUCACUACACUCGAGAGUUUCAGAGGGUUGUGGUUGGCAAGUUUCCACCCUGUAUGGUUGCCGCUGGUGAAAAAUCUUCUUUACAGAUAUCUUGUGUCUUGAAGCUUUAUUGA
Messenger RNA from Nicotiana tabacum (common tobacco), 1140 nucleotides. RefSeq names its product putative F-box protein At5g44220. The record is from RefSeq and is a predicted model, not a curated record. Gene Ontology annotation, molecular function: protein binding. NCBI's taxonomy places the organism in Eukaryota, Viridiplantae, Streptophyta, Magnoliopsida, Solanales, Solanaceae.